CGCCAACCCGCGCUCUCUCUCCCACCACGUCGCCUACGCGCUCACUCAGCUCUCCGCCGCUCUCUCGCAGCCGCAAUUCCUCGAAACUCUGCUCACUUCCCACCCUCACUACCUCGUCUCCCCGCUCAUCCACGCUCUCUCCCUCUUCCCCGACCCCGCCAUCGCCGGCCAACUCUUCCACCUCAUCUCCCCCUCUCCGCCGCCCGCCAGCUUCCGCUUGCUCCGCACUUCCUCGCCGGCCUGGCCGAUCGCAUCUCCUCCUCGGCCUUCUCCUGGACCCCCGCGCACCUCCACAUCGUAAGUUCCCUUCUCCGUAAUUUCUUUUUUUUUAUCUCGCAUGGCCGGAAGGAAUCAAUCGAUCGAUUAAGUCAAAUAGCCAUUCAGUUGAUGAGAUUUCUUAGUUCAAUUUUUGUGAAUCGUUCGCUUGCAGCUUCACUGCUUUGGAAUUCUGGCUGAUUCACGGCCAAAAGUAUUUUCUGCAGCUUCAAAACUGAGGGAAGGUCGUUUGCCUUCCGCAUAGCAUUUAGCAUGCUCAAUUGACGGCCACCGCCAGGAGGGAAGAGCAGACACUUCGAAGAAACUACACGCAUCAACGGUAACCAUGUCGUUUCCCUCUUCGCACCACCUUAUUGUUCUUCUUUUGGGUUUCAGGGUGAAGCGUCAGAAAAGGAAACCUAGCAGUUUGUUAAGGCUGUCUGAUUCGUUUGAUAUAAACAGCAGAACUCUGUUUUCUGGGGAAGUUGAGGAAACCAAAACGAGCUUAAAGGUUCAGAAUGAAGUUUGUACCUUUAUAAGUUUCUUAAUUCGCGUUGAUAGUGAUAGGGUAGAGAGCUUUGUCUUAAUUAGCUAUCUAGAGGGUUCUUUAUGUUACAACUGUACUGCGUUUUCUGAUGUUCUUUUGUCGUUGAGUUCUCAUAGUUUCUGAUAAUUAGGUGUUGCAGGACUUGGGGAGACCUAAAAUCUGUGACUUUCUUCCGUCGGCGUUGAAUUUGAGUGUUGAAAGUGUGAAGUAGACAAUGAAUGCUGAAGCAUUUUCUGGGUUCAAGCUUAAACCCAAACUGAAGCGUGCAUUAGGAAAACCUUGGAAAGGAGAAUCUAGGGUUACAAGAGAUGGUUCUCUUAAAAGGAACAGUGGCAGUGGUCCUCCUCGCUCAAUGUGGGUUUCCCGUAAAGAAGGUGGCAAUUCUGGAAGGAGAGGUGAAUCUGUUGAAGUUGUGGAUGAUGAAAUUAGGCAAUUGCGUGGUACUAGGACUAGUAAGCCGAGGAGGUUUGAUCAACUGGAUAGUGAUGGGACCAAUAUACUGAAAAGACAUAGCAAACGUGAGUUAGACUUGAGUACAGUUGCUGAUCGGAGUAAGAGCAAAACCCUGGGAUCAUUUUCUAUAACUUAUGGCAAGAAAGGUUUGAGGACUAAAAGGAUCAGUCUUGAAGGUGAUACCAAGGUUCAGGAUGACGAACCAAAGAAGAAGAAAAAACGUGUUAUGCGUCUAGAUCCAUAUGAUACGUCGAACAAGCGGAUGGAUGAUGGAUUGGGUGUCAAUGAAACUGCCAAAGAAAAGAAGAAACAAUUAGAGAAAGAAGUGGCAAUGUCAAAGAAUGCAGAGUUCCGUGCAAUUAAACCCAGUCCUUCAAUCCUUUCCUUUGUGGAAGAUAAUUUGUUGGGCCGGCGACGUAUGAUUGAGCUAAAAAGGGCUGGAUAUAACAUUGAGUUGUCUGUACCACUUGAUAAUAUCCCAGAUUCCAAAAGCUCUGAGAGAGAACGCAUUGAAGAAAAUGUCUUCAGGAAUAAGUUGACCUUUUUUGCUGCUGCAAAGGUUUCAUCUUCUUUUCCACCUCCCAACCUUCCUGAGAUUGCAUUUGCUGGAAGGUCAAAUGUUGGGAAGUCAUCUCUACUGAAUUCACUUACGAGACAAUGGGGAGUUGCACGAACAUCAGACAAACCUGGCCUCACUCAGACAAUUAAUUUCUUUGAGCUGGGAAAGUUAUGCUUGGUCGAUUUGCCUGGAUAUGGCUUUGCUUAUGCGAAAGAAGAAGUGAAGGAUUCUUGGGAGGAGCUCGUUAAGGAGUAUGUGUCAACGAGAACAGGUCUGAAACAAGUAUGUCUUCUUAUCGACACAAAAUGGGGAAUGAAGCCGAGAGAUCGCGAACUCAUUAAUUUGAUGGAAAAAUCUCAAACAAAAUACCAGAUUGUAUUAACCAAGACCGAUUUGGUGUUUCCAAUUGAUGUAGCACGCCGUGCUAUGCAAAUCGAAGAGAGCCUGAAGGCAAACAAGUCGAUAGUGCAGCCUGUGAUGAUGGCCAGCUCGAAAACUGGAGCUGGGAUUCGGACGUUAAGGACAGUGCUUUCCAAGUUUGCUCGUUAUGCCAAAAUAUAAAGAUCCAUGACCAGAGACUGCAAUUUUCUUAUAGUAAUUGCUUCUUUCCUGUUACACAUCUAGUUUGAACCAAGUUAUGCUAACCAGCAAAAUUUCUCGAUGCUGCGGAUGCCAGAACUCUGAUCUGAAGACUCUUGCCUUCCUCAGAAAGAACAAAGGGUUGACCUUUUGUCUAUGAAAAAAAGUAUUAUCAGGCAAAGGAAGGUCAUGGAAAUAAGUAUUAAAUAUGUAUCAUGCUUAGAUAAUGCCUAACUGAAGUGGGUGAUGGAGUGUUAUGGUGGUGGGUUGAGUUGUGAAGCAAAGCAGCCAUUCAUUGUGCUGAGUUUUCCAAUCUGCAAUUCCUUCGAUAGUGGUAGUGGUGGCAGAGUGACAUGGGAAGCACAUUACAGCAGGCGGUGGAAAUGGAGAGGAUGGUAAGCCAUCUUCGUUGACUAUUUCUCGUACCUAAGAAACUGACGUGCGUGCAAGUGGAGAAGGAUUAGCUGCAACUGUUGUGAUUAAUUCAAGUAUCUGUUAACAGGCUUCAGUUUGGCAUAUUAACUGAUACCUUACCGAUACUCCGGCUUGGUUUUAGUCGUUUGAAGAGUUCAUGGCGGCACGUCAGUCUCUAACAAUGAUCCUAUUGUCUUAAUGGAACGCUGUAUUGUCGUUUUUCCAUUCAAGCUAUGGACCUUCCAUUAGUGUAUCACGCACCAAGGUUUGAAUUUGCAGACAGAGUGCUGAAAUUGGUCAUUUCCUGCUUGUUAACUGUUAUAGCAGACCAGUUUAGUGAGCCAACUUCCGUUUAUGUACAGGACACAUCUUAAGAACUACUUAUUAAAACAAAGUUCAUGUU
Linum trigynum is the source of this 3210-nucleotide messenger RNA. Lineage: Eukaryota; Viridiplantae; Streptophyta; Magnoliopsida; Malpighiales; Linaceae. The record is from the annotation of a GenBank genome assembly.